GAACUAACUCUCCGCAGCAGUUGGUCGUGCUGCUCAACGACCUCACCGUCAAAACAAGAACAUUGCUAAAAUUUGAUUGAGGACUCUUUCCAUCACUGCGUCGAAGAUAUGUUGAGAUGUCAGCUGCUUGGCGCAGGCAGGAGGCGCUGCCUGCCUCUGUCGAAGCGCGCCGCACGAGCUUUCGCCACCUCGCACCCCAAAAAUGCGGAGGUGGAGCUCACGAUAGAUGGGAAAAAGGUUUCUAUUGAAGCUGGAUCUGCUCUUAUCCAGGCCUGCGAGAAGGCCGGGGUUGUCGUGCCUAGAUACUGCUAUCAUGAAAAAUUAAUGAUCGCUGGAAAUUGUCGAAUGUGCUUAGUUGAAGUUGAGAAAGCACCAAAGCCAGUCGCAUCUUGUGCGUGGCCAGUCCAGCCUGGCAUGGUCGUCAAGACAGAUUCUCCGCUCACACACAAAGCUCGAGAGGGAGUGAUGGAAUUUCUUUUGGCUAAUCACCCCCUGGACUGCCCAAUUUGCGACCAAGGCGGCGAAUGCGAUUUGCAAGACCAGUCUAUGCGCUAUGGAGCGGACCGGGGCCGCUUCCAUGAAAUUUCCGGAAAACGUGGGGUAGAGGAUAAAAAUAUAGGACCGUUGAUCAAGACUUCAAUGAAUCGGUGCAUUCAUUGUACGCGAUGCGUUCGUUUUGCUAACGAUGUUGCGGGAGCCCCCGAACUCGGUUCUACAGGCCGAGGAAAUGAUUUACAGAUUGGGACCUACCUCGAGCGCAAUCUCGAUUCAGAAAUGUCGGGUAACGUCAUUGAUUUGUGCCCGGUAGGAGCCUUGACAUCAAAGCCGUACGCAUUCCGCGCACGGCCGUGGGAGUUGCAACAUUCAGAGUCGAUUGAUAUACUUGACGCUUUGGGAUCAAAUAUACGAAUCGAUUCACGUGGAAUGGAAGUCAUGAGGAUAUUGCCGAGACUCAACGAUGAUAUCAAUGAAGAAUGGAUCAAUGACAAAUCUAGAUUUGCUUGUGAUGGUUUGAAGACACAAAGACUUACCACCCCUCUUAUUCGGCGGGAGAACAAAUUUCAACCCGCGACGUGGGAGCAAGCUCUCAUGGAGAUUUCAGCAGCUUAUCAGAAUAUAGCGCCGAGCGGAAAUGAGUUUCAGGCUAUUGCGGGGCAUUUGACCGAAGUCGAGUCAUUGGUUGCCAUGAAAGAUCUCGCCAAUCGACUCGGUUCGGAAAAUCUUACGCUCGAUCAACCGCAGGGAGCACAACCCGUUGCGCAUGGUAUUGAUGUACGUUCAAACUAUCUUUUCAAUUCUAAAAUAUGGGGCGUUGAAGAGGCGGACUUUAUUUUGCUUAUCGGCACCAAUCCCCGUCACGAGGCUGCUGGUCUCAACGCUAGGAUACGUAAACAAUGGUUGAGAUCCGAACUUGAGGUCGGCUUGAUUGGAGAGGAUUUCGACAGUACAUUUGAAUAUGAGCACCUAGGCAGCGAUCUGUCGUCUUUGAAGAAGUCGCUCGCUGGAUCAUUUGGGAAAAAAUUGCAGACUGCAAAGCGGCCAAUGAUAAUUGUGGGGAGCGGCGCUGUUGAGCAUCCAGAUGCCAAAGCUGUCUUUGAAACAGUGGGGAGUUUCGUUGAUAAACAUAGCGCGAAUUUUUUGACUCCGGAGUGGAAUGGGUAUAAUGUGCUGCAACGUGCAGCAUCCCGGGCCGGAGCCUAUGAGGUCGGGUUUACGACGCCGUCUCCGGCCAUCUCUGCUACACAAUCCAAAUUCAUCUGGCUGCUUGGUGCGGAUGAGGUCAGCGAAGAGGAGAUUCCUCGGGAAGCAUUCGUCAUUUAUCAAGGCCAUCAUGGGGACCGUGGAGCACAACUUGCGAAUGUAAUCUUACCCGGCGCUGCCUAUACGGAAAAGUCUGCAACAUAUGUCAACACAGAAGGUCGUGUGCAGAUGACUCGAGCUGCUACGUCCCUUGCUGGUGCUGCGCGGGAAGAUUGGAAAAUAAUUCGAGCAGCAAGUGAAUACUUGGGCGUCGGUCUCCCUUAUGACGACGUCGAAGCGCUCCGCGACCGCAUGGAGGAAAUUUCGCCGAUCUUUAGACGAUAUGAUAUUGUGGAACCUGUAUCCCUCAGUUCACUCGGCAAGGCCCAGCUUGUGGACCAGAACAAAGGCUUAAGAUCCUCCUCCCAAGCUUUUAAGAAGGCUAUUGAAAAUUUUUAUUUCACUGAUGUUAUCUCACGAAGUUCACCAACUAUGGCCCGUUGUUCCGCAGCCAAAGCAACAGGUAACCCACAAACAAAUUUCAUGGCUCCAGGAGAGCCUCAACCCCAAGUGUCUUAUGGAUGAUGUAUUCGUCAGUAUUAUGAGCACAGUAAUUGGAUGGCUUCCCCAGUGGUUUGUUCAUGGAUCAAAUACCAUGAAGCAAAUCGGUUGCUAACAAAUGUUCUCUUUCUGAAUCGAUAUCGAACUAAGAAUUUUAAGGCGGUUAGAGCCGUGCUAUUAGACACAGAUUUGAUUGUAGAGCAUGCUAAGCAAUGACUCAGGAAAUAUAUGUGCUAAGUUAUCAUAAAUUAAUGACCAUUUGUUUCUCGCCUCUAGUAUUAUCGAACGCCG
Molecule: messenger RNA, 2592 nt
Organism: Xylona heveae TC161
Lineage: Eukaryota; Fungi; Ascomycota; Xylonomycetes; Xylonales; Xylonaceae
Product: putative NADH-ubiquinone oxidoreductase, subunit G
Exons: 10
Coding region: 109-2325 (738 amino acids)
Biological process (GO): ATP synthesis coupled electron transport
Cellular component (GO): membrane
Molecular function (GO): NADH dehydrogenase (ubiquinone) activity; iron-sulfur cluster binding
Source: RefSeq, a predicted model, not a curated record